Molecule: messenger RNA, 967 nt
Organism: Cyprinus carpio (common carp)
Lineage: Eukaryota; Metazoa; Chordata; Actinopteri; Cypriniformes; Cyprinidae
Product: cellular retinoic acid-binding protein 2-like
Biological process (GO): fatty acid transport
Cellular component (GO): nucleus; cytosol
Molecular function (GO): fatty acid binding
Source: RefSeq, a predicted model, not a curated record
CUGGAAGCACAUGGCGCGCGAGCAGCGGCCGCCCAUUGAAACGCGGCACAGGCGCAAACGCUCCGGAUUGGCCGAGAACUCCGCGCACGUUCACAGGCUGAUCUGAGAGAAAGAGAGACAGCUGAACACCGGCGGAUGAGAGAAGAGAGGUCCAACACAACUGUCUGAAAGGAAAGAUACGAAGAAACAUGGAGUCAGACACGGAGCGAACGUUUCCUGACUUUUCUGGAUCAUGGAAAAUGAAAAGUUCCGAAAAUUUCGAGGAACUUUUAAAAGCUCUCGGAGUAAAUGUCUUUCUGAGGAAGAUUGCAGUUGCAGCAGCUUCCAAACCAGCUGUUGAGAUUACACAGCAGGGGGAAAGUCUCUCCAUUCAGACCUCCACUAGUGUGCGGACCACUCAUGUGUCCUUCACGGUGGGAGAGUCCUUCAACGAGACUACAGUGGAUGGACGAGCAUGCACAAGUUUUCCAAAAUGGGAAACAGACCGUAAAAUCACUUGUGAGCAGACGCUGCAGAAGGGGGAGGGGCCUGAGACAUCAUGGACGCGUGAACUGACCAAUGAUGGCCAGAUGAUUCUCACCAUGAGAGCCGGAGAUGUUGUCUGCACCCGUGUGUAUGAACGAGACUGAAGGAUCCUUAAAUUUCAGUUCAUUUAUUCCAUUCCCUCUCAACAAUGUCCACAAUAUGCUUAAAUGCUAGUUUAUCAUUGUGCAAGCCUAUUCCUUCCAAGUUUUUUAUGUUUGACGUGCUAAGUUUGUGUGGCAGAGAAGGAGAGAUGUUUGAAGGGUCAGAGGUAGUACUUGUAUAAAGAUGGUAGCGAGUUUGCAUUGUUCUUUUGGUGCAUUAGCUGAGAAGUAUAUUUAUUAUUGGUGUUUGUGCAUUUUAUGUUGCAGUUUCAUGUACAUGCCACAAUAUGGCUUAUCAGUCAAAAAUGUUUUUGGCAAUAAACCUUUAGUUUAUAAACCCC